AUGAGUUCCACUUAUUACAGACAUUUCAUGGACAAGUACUACCAGGUCAUUGAAGAAACAGAAGAGAAUAAAUUCACCUACAUGUCCAUUUUUAACGAAUAUAUUUUCUUGGUAGAAAAGCAUGUUGAGGAACAGCUGCUGGAGGGGAUUCCUGGAUUUAACACGGCGGCUUUCACAACAGCAUUACAGCACCAUAAAGAUGAGGUAGUUGGUGACAUAUUUGACAUAGCACAAACGUUUACAGAGUUCCUGGCUUUUAAAGAAAUGUUUCGGGACUACAGAGCAGGAAAAGAAGGCCAGGGCCUGGACCCAAGCAGUGAUUUAGUGGUGACUUCAUUGUGCAAAUUAUCCUCUAAGGGAUGUCACCGAGCACAGUAG
This is a messenger RNA of Choloepus didactylus (southern two-toed sloth), 378 nucleotides long. Its product is annotated as ADP-ribosylation factor-like protein 2-binding protein. NCBI's taxonomy places the organism in Eukaryota, Metazoa, Chordata, Mammalia, Pilosa, Megalonychidae. Gene Ontology annotation, cellular component: mitochondrial intermembrane space. Gene Ontology annotation, biological process: maintenance of protein location in nucleus; positive regulation of tyrosine phosphorylation of STAT protein. The transcript has a single exon. Bases 1 to 378 code for a protein of 125 amino acids. The record is from RefSeq and is a predicted model, not a curated record.